UAAUUCAUUAUUUAUAUUAAUAAACAGUGGCUAUGUGCAAUACUGAUGCGAACAUGUGGGGGAUUUUGACCGAUUAACGGGUGGAUGUGUCCGUGUGAUUAACAAAUACAGUCUUAUCACGGAUAGAUAAGAUUAACCCCCGGAUCAAGGAAAGAUCUGAUUACCCGAACAUCCUUUGUAAAUCGAUCUAGGGAAGUCGAGUCGUGAAGCAGCCAUGUCUAGCCUGUUUUCAUGUUUUGGGAAGAAAAGCAAGGUUAAAAGAGGGAAUAAGGAACCCAAAGAUAGAUCGAAAAACGCCAAAAGGAAAGAACAGGUUCCAGUUCCCAUCGAGGAUGAGAGAAAACCGCCAUUGGAAGAAAGUGUUCCAGAUAAAGCUCAGUUAAAUGGAGAUGUUCAUAAAGAAGAGAAAGAAGAGGUGGAGGUACCCCCGCCUGAGGAGCCUAAAAGUCCUUUGAUUAAAGAACUGGAAAUUAAACUACAGGAUCGGAAGGAUAAAACUAAAGAAAACGAAGAAACCAAAACAGAAAUAAAAGAAACAGAAGUUAAUUCACCACAAGAGAAGGAUAAAGAAGCUGAAAAGGAAAUUGAACAGAAGCCUCAAAUUACAAUUGUCACCGUGACAGAUGAGGUUGAAAAGAAAGUGUCGACCGUGGAGACGAAGGCACCCACCGUGGAUAUGAAGGCACCCAACGUGGAGAUGAAGGCUCCCAUGGUGGAAAAAGGUGGAGAGGUCGUAGACAAAGCAGCAGAGGAACAGAUAGAGAAACUGAAAUCCGAGAUUGCACAACUCAGAACAGAAAAUAUCAAACUCAGAGAAAACGUAUCAGAGAAUGAGAAACUAAAAAAUAUAUCAAAAGAAAAAUCACAAUUAGAAGAGAAAAUCAAAAGUUUGGAAGAUUCUUACAAACAACUUCAAGCAAAAGAAAAAGAAACAAAUGCUGAAUAUGAAAAGUUGAAGAAAUCUGUGUCAAAAGAAGGUGAUAAGUUUAAAGAUGAGGUGGAAGAAAGAUUAGGACUUGCUCUCAAAGAGAGACAGCAAAUUUUAGAGUCAUUUGAGGAAAUCAGUAAGUUGUGCUGUAAUCUUGCCCCUAGAAUUGACAAUAUUGAGUCCACAAAGGUUACGCCAAACGAAGAGGAUAUAACUCCGCGGAUAGACAGCUUGGACGAAUCCCAGAAACUGGUCAACAAAGACGUAACAACGCUAAGACACCAUAUAGAUGAACUAGAAUUACGAAUCAUUCGUCUGGAAGUUGACAAAGACAACCUGGAAGAUCUUCAUAAUGAAGAAUCCCUUGCUUUGGACAAAACAAAAAAGGAAAACACUAUCUUAUUGAGUAAAAUAAAGAAACUAGAAAUAGAACUAGAAGGAAAGAAGACAAAUUUAGUCCGAGUGGAAAAAGAGAAGGCUCAAAUGUCAACACAGCUAUCGUUGCUCAUGACAGAAGUUGAAAACUUGAAGCGGAAGAUGGACGAAUUGUCCGUUGCUCACGGUGAAAAAGAAGCAGAGUUAGAAAAUUCCAUAAGGAAACAUUCAACUCUGAACGAGGAAAUUAAAGUCCAGGGAAUUAAAAUUCAGACGAUGACUUCAUUGAUCAAAGAAAAAGAAGAAGCCUGUAACAAAGCGGAGAAGAAACUCCGGGAAGCCAAAAAACUCAACGAGGAACUUAUGAAAAGGUUACAUGAACAAGAAAGUAAGAAACACAAUGGUACCAGUCCAGUGAAAGUGAAUGGUGCCUCCUCCCUCCAUCCCCAAGCCCCUCUCGCAGACGACAUAGAUCGUCUUCGCAAAAUCUCAGAGCGGUUCUCUGUGGAACUCUAUGGUGGCCUUUGGCGGGAAGCCUACGAAAAACUUACAACAGUAUUCAAAAGAGAGGAAAAGAAAUCGUUACAAAUACUAAUGGACUUCUGCACCGAAGCAUACCUCCAUUGUCGCAGAACAGCCAGACAACAAUUGGAUUCGGUGUACUCGCUGUUGACCAAUCCUUCCGUCGCACACGGACGUAACAGCAUCAGCAGACGAUCUCCAUCAUCCAAUUUAUGUAAGAAUAUUAUUAUACAGAAACAGUCAACGCCAGAGAACAUACCGCCAAGUCUUCGUCAACAGAUUGUCCAGUUCCGGAAAGAUCCAUCCCGAGAUUUUCUAGACAGUUUGUACGAUGACUUCCUAAGUGUCUUAGAUUUCCAGAAGUCCCGACACCUCAGGAGUUUCCAUAUGAAGGAAGUGAAGGAUAUCGCCCCCUACAUCACAAAAUGUCUGGCCAUCAGCUGGGAAAUGGUAGUCCAAGAUCCGCCUAUGUAUUUACAGUUCAAAGUCAGACACGGAACCCCCGUAGAUAGGGAAAAAUACAACUUUUACACCAUUGAGGGCGAUGUUGUGGAUUAUCUGGUGUGGCCCGCAGUGCUUAGGGAAGAAAACGGGGCCGUCCUGCAAAAAGGAAUGGUGCAGGCGAUUUCAUCCAGACCGGGUUAAUAAAUUUCAUGGUUUACAAGUGAAAAUCAAAUUCAAUGUAAAUGGGUCCACUUGACACACAAUCGGCAUUUCUUUCAGAGAAGAAAUUAUACAUGGUUUUAUCAUGUUUUCUAUGCUCAGAUUGGGUUUGUACAAAUUGAAAUCGUGUUGUGAUUUAUUUAUUUUUAUUCAUUGCGCUUUUGUGUUUACAAUGAUUUAUACUAAAACUUUUGUCUCUUCGCCUGAGUCCCUAAUACGUUUAUCCUCGUCUUUGUUCAAAGCACUGCCUUGAUGAGUUUACUGCCUAAUCCAGAAUAAAGUCGUAUCGCAGAUUUUUUUUUUAUGUAGAGUAGGAUUUUUUUGCAUCAAAAUCAUCGAUUUAUUGGUUAUUGAACGAUUGGACUUGUUUUGCUUUUUGUGUUGUGUUCAUGGACUAGUCCUUUAAUUUGCUUUAGACACGAAUUAUACGUACACGUUAUUUUUAAGGAUGGUGUAUUUGUAAACAGGGAAUAGUUUUAAUUGAUGCUCACAUGAUUGCAUAAUCUAGUCAUCGGACUGGUGUUCGGUUUUCACCACCUAUAGUAUUACAGAUAUUGCAAUACUUCGUCUCAUUGGUGCCAUUUUAGAGGUAGAUAUUUUACCAUACAUUAGACACAAUGCUUAUUUAUAACCACAUUUUAUAAUUAUCGAAGAAAUCAAACUUUUUUUUAUAGAUUUUUUUAAUAAUGGCAGUUUUAACUGCAGCUUUUAAACUACAAUUUUAUGGAAUGCGCAUUUUUUGCAGCAUAUCAUUCCUAUAGUAAGAGAGACUCUCAUACAUGGGGACAUUAAUUUUUGCUUGGCAUUUGACCUUGUGUUUUGUAAUUAAGGUUGUUUAAGAUAACAAAAUGUACAUUUGUUGUGUCUUUUUUGUUGUUGAGAAUAAAAAUAAUAAACGCAAUA
Messenger RNA from Saccostrea cuccullata (small rock oyster), 3391 nucleotides. RefSeq lists its product as uncharacterized. The transcript has 7 exons. Bases 215 to 2470 code for a protein of 751 amino acids. The record is from RefSeq and is a predicted model, not a curated record. NCBI's taxonomy places the organism in Eukaryota, Metazoa, Mollusca, Bivalvia, Ostreida, Ostreidae.